AUGCAUUUCUUCACCCUAUCUUUUGCGCUGCUUCCAUUGACCACAAGAGCCACAAAUGUCGUUCUCUCAAAUGAUGAUGGCUGGGCCGAGAUAAAUAUCCGGACGUUUUACAACACCCUAACAGCAGCCGGCGACUCCGUUGUCCUGAGUGCUCCUGCUGAAAACGAGUCAGGGACAGGUUCAUCAGACGCGCCAGCAACGCCGCUCACAGAGCCCUGCGAGUAUAAUUCUUGUCCUACUGGAUCUCCGGCCGAGGGCAACAAUGCAUCCAACACACGCCUCAAUUACGUCAACUCUUACCCAGUCACAUCGAUGCGCUACGGCAUCCAGACGUUGUCUCCCAAAUUCUUCGGUGGUGCGCCAGAUAUUGCGGUGGCGGGUUUUAACGUGGGAGCAAACCUUGGUAGCACUGUUCUCAUAUCUGGAACUGUUGGAGCAGCGACGGAGGCUUCAAAAGAAGGAAUCCCCGCCAUUGCCUUCAGCGGCACCACAGGGUCGCAGACCGGAUACACUGCGCCAGUGCAGACAUAUAUGACCGUAUACGCAGACCUAUCGACCAAUGUCACUCAGAGCCUCGUGGCGUCUGGCAAGCCGUACCUUCCAUCCGAUAUCUGGCUCAACGUUAAUUUCCCCGCCGUGAACUGCAGUACUUGUUCAUCGCCUGCCGACUUCAAGUUCGUCUUGUCCAGGAUCAAUAGCGCAACGAGCAGUACCGCAAAGGAUGUCAACACAUGUGGAUCGACCAGGCUUCCGACUGAGACCACGGUUGUUGAUACGGCGGGGUGUUAUGCCAGUAUCAGUGUGGGAAACGCUGUCGCUAAGACAGAUGCGAAUGCGACUGAGCAGGCAGUCGUGUUGGAGAAAUUGCGGAGCAUACUCUCCUGUCUGCCUUGA
Messenger RNA from Letharia columbiana, 894 nucleotides. RefSeq lists its product as uncharacterized. Gene Ontology annotation, molecular function: nucleotidase activity. The transcript is spliced from 3 exons. The record is from RefSeq and is a predicted model, not a curated record. The coding region runs from base 1 to 894 and encodes 297 amino acids. Lineage: Eukaryota; Fungi; Ascomycota; Lecanoromycetes; Lecanorales; Parmeliaceae.